Molecule: messenger RNA, 4901 nt
Organism: Canis lupus familiaris (dog)
Lineage: Eukaryota; Metazoa; Chordata; Mammalia; Carnivora; Canidae
Gene: PDE3B
Product: phosphodiesterase 3B
Biological process (GO): signal transduction
Cellular component (GO): membrane
Molecular function (GO): protein kinase B binding; 3',5'-cyclic-AMP phosphodiesterase activity
Source: RefSeq, a predicted model, not a curated record
GGGACGAGCGGGAGCCGGGGCCAUGCGGUGCCCGCCGGCGGCGGACGGGGCCGGCUCGCCCCCCGAGGGCCCGAGGAACGGCUACGUGAAGAGCUGCGUGAGCCCCCUGCGGCAGGACCCCCCGCGCGGCUUCUUGUUCCACCUCUGCCGCCUGUGCAACGUGGAGCUGCCGCCGCCGCCGCCCGCCUCCCGCCUCGGCCGGGCGCGCGUCCCGCUGGGCGCCCUGGCCGCCUUUGUCCUGGCGCUGCUGCUGGGCGCGGGGCCCGGGCCCGGGGGCUGGGGCUGGGGCUGGCUGGGCGCCGGGGCCGCGCGGCUGCGGACCCUGCUGAGCGUGUGCUCGCACAGCCUCAGCCCCCUGUUCAGCAUCGCCUGCGCCUUCUUCUUCCUCACCUGCUUCCUGACCCGGAGCAAGCGGGGCGCCGGGCCGGGCCGCGCGGGCGGCGGCGGCGCGUGGUGGCUGCUGGCGCUGCCCGCCUGCUGCUACCUGGGGGACCCGCUGCUGUGGCGCGCGUGGGCGUGGGCGUGGGCGUGGGCGCCGGGCCCCGCGGGGGCCCCGGCCGCGGCGCGGCUGUGCUCGGCGCUGAGCUGCGUGGGCUUGCUGACGCUCGCGCGCCCCGCGAGGCUCGGCCACAGCGCCCUGGUGCUGCUCUUCUCCGGCUGGGUCUGGUGGGUCUCGUUCACCGGGCUCGGGUCGCUGCCCGCCGCGCUGCGGCCGCUGCUCGCCUGCCUGGUCGGGGUCGCCGGCUGCCUGCUGGCCCUGGGCCUCGAGCACUUCUUUCCGAUCCGGGAGGCUCCGCGCGCUGCUCGCUCGGCCGGGGCGGCCGACGACAAAGUGCCUGUGAUCAGACCCCGCAGGAGGUCCAGCUGCGUGUCGUUCGGGGAGACCCCGGCCGGGCGCUCCGGCGGCUGCAAGAUGUUCAGGAGACCUUCGCUGCCUUGCAUCUCCCGGGAGCAGAUGAUUCUUUGGGAUUGGGACUUAAAGCAAUGGUAUAAACCUCAUUAUCAGAAUUCUGGAGGUGGAAGUGGAGUUGAUCUUUCAGUGCUAAAUGAGGCUCGAAAUAUGGUGUCAGAUCUUCUGAUUGAUCCAACCCUUCCCCCACAAGUCAUUUCUUCCCUGCGGAGUAUCAGUAGCUUGAUGGGUGCUUUCUCAGGUUCCUGUAGGCCAAAGAUUAAUCCUCUCACGCCAUUUCCUGGAUUUUACCCCUGCUCAGAAAUAGAGGACCCAACUGAGAAAGGAGAUCGAAAACUUCACAAGGGCCUAAGCAGUAGGACUAGUCUAUCGACUCCACAGCUGAGGAGGAGCUCCACAGCCUCAGGCCCGCCGCCCGCAGAACAGUCUUCAAGGUGGGAGCGCGGGAAUGGCAAGAGGCCACACCAAGAGUUUGGCAUUUCGAGUCAAGGAUCCUAUCUAAAUGGGCCUUUUAGUUCAAAUCUUCUGACAAUCCCGAAGCAAAGGUCAUCUUCUGUAUCCCUAACUCACCAUAUAGGUCUAAGAAGAGCUGGUGCUUUUCCCAGCCUGAGCCCUGUGAAUUCUCCAAGCCAUGGACCAGUAUCUGCUGGCUCUCUAACCAAUCAAUCACCUAUAGAAUUUCCUGACACUGCCAAUUUUCUUGCUAAGCCAGGUGUUAUUUUACACAGAUCUCUGGGCAGUGCACCCAACUCACCAGAUAUUUACCAGCAACUUAGAAAUUCGGAUAGCAGUUUAUGUAACAGCUGUGGACAUCAAAUAUUGAAAUAUGUUUCAACAUCUGAAUCUGAGUCUGGUACAGACUGCCACAAUGGGAAGUCAGGUGAUGAAGACAACACUGUUCCCCCAAAACAACCAUUCAACUGUGCAGAAGUGCAACAAGAAGUGGAAACAGAAAACGGAGACUACAGAAAAUUAUUUUUGGAAGGUGAUAAUCACCUAACAGAAGAGGCACAGAAUGAACCACAACCAAAUAUUGAACAGGAAGCACCACUGGACCUGAUUUUAAUAGAAGAUUAUGACUCCUUAAUAGAAAAGAUGAGCAACUGGAAUUUUCAAAUAUUUGAAGUUGUGGAAAAAAUGGGAGAGAAAUCAGGAAGGAUCCUUAGUCAGGUUAUGUAUACCUUAUUUCAAGACACUGGCUUAUUGGAAAUAUUUAAAAUCCCCACUCUACAGUUCAUUAACUAUUUUCGUGCAUUGGAGAAUGGCUACCGAGACAUUCCUUAUCACAAUCGCAUACACGCAACAGAUGUCCUACACGCAGUUUGGUAUCUGACAACACGGCCAAUUCCUGGUUUACAGCAGAUCCACAAUGAUCCUGCAUCAGGAAAUGAAACAGACUCUGAUGGUAGAGUGAACCAUGGGCAAACUGCUUACAUUUCUUCAAGGAGCUGCUCUAUUCCAGAUGAGAGCUAUGGUUGCCUUUCUUCAAACAUUCCUGCGCUGGAAUUAAUGGCUCUCUAUGUGGCAGCUGCCAUGCAUGAUUACGAUCACCCAGGGCGGACAAAUGCAUUUCUAGUGGCUACAAAUGCCCCUCAGGCAGUUUUGUACAACGACAGAUCUGUUUUAGAAAAUCAUCAUGCUGCAUCAGCUUGGAAUUUGUAUCUUUCCCGCCCAGAAUACAACUUCCUUCUUAAUCUUGAUCAUGUGGAAUUCAAGCGCUUUCGUUUUUUAGUCAUUGAAGCAAUCCUUGCCACAGAUCUUAAAAAGCAUUUUGAUUUCCUUGCUGAGUUCAAUGCCAAGGCCAAUGAUGUAAAUAGUAAUGGUAUAGAAUGGAGUAAUGAAAAUGAUCGCCUCUUAGUAUGCCAAGUGUGCAUCAAACUGGCAGAUAUAAACGGCCCAGCAAAAGUUCGGGACUUGCAUUUGAAAUGGACAGAAGGCAUUGUCAAUGAAUUUUAUGAGCAGGGAGAUGAAGAAGCAAACCUGGGUUUGCCCAUCAGUCCCUUCAUGGAUCGGUCUUCGCCUCAACUAGCAAAACUCCAAGAAUCUUUCAUCACCCACAUCGUGGGUCCUCUGUGUAACUCCUACGACGCUGCUGGCUUGCUGCCGGGUCAGUGGAUAGAGGCAGAGGAGGACGAGGACACGGAGAGUUGUUACGAUGAAGAUGGUGAAGAAUUAGAUAGUGAUGAUGAAGAAAUAGAAGACAAUCUAAAUCCUAAACCACAGAGGAGGAAAAGGAGACGGCGAAUAUUUUGUCAGCUCAUGCACCACCUCAGCGAAAACCACAAGAUCUGGAAGGAAAUCAUAGAGGAAGAAGAGAAAUGUAAAGCCGACGGGAAUAAGCUGCAGGUGGAAAACUCCUUACCUCCAGCAGAGGACAUCCAGGUCAUCGAAGAAGCAGAUGAAGAGGAGGAGAGACAGUUUGAGUAAAAGGAAAGGUAGAUGGAAACCGCACCGAGGGCUGUGCCGGGGGCCAGGGGUCCCUGCCUGCUGGUCCUGCGUGGACAGAUGGACACUGGCAGGCUCACUUCCUGCCCUGUGCACUUCCCAUCACACAGAUGGCCGAGUCCCGUGGCCUUAGAGAGCAGCUCCCGUGGACUCACACCGCGGAGCGCUUCCUUGAAGCCUUCACUGUAUCCGAGUACUUUGUCCCAAUAACGCUUUGCUGGGUAGUAAGCUCUUAUUUUCCACGAGCAGUAGCUAGAACUAAAAAUUCAAGUGACUUCAGUUUCCAAAGUGGCCAGAACUUUUGGCUUUUCAUGAAAGCAGGAUUCAUCUUGUGUUUCCAAAUGUGUGUCUUUUUAUGUCUUUGAACGUUUGGCGGUGGGGUGGGACGGGGGGAGUCUGUGCCUAUCUAAAAAGGAAUCCAGUGUUGCCUUUCAAGUGGGGGGGUCUGUUCAAGGCAAGGCACUGUUCAGUGCUGAGCUCCCAGCUAGGUUUCUACAUGAAACACUGAGUGACCUUUGUCAAAUAUAACAGAAUCCAGGUGCAUCGAUUUCUGAUGCUUCUUACUGUUGUGUGUUACCUACUACGUGUGUGUGUUUCUCCUCAGAGUAUUCAGGUUUGCCAUGGACAUCAGAAGUCUGAAUUCCAGUCCAUGGUUGAAUUUUUAAAGCUGUUCGGGUUUUAACAAUGAAGGGAUUUUCUUUAGUCAAAACUGUUCUUAUAACUGUUGCUCAGGAUUCAUAUUUUUUAAACAUUUAGUUAAUAUAAACAGAUUUGUCAGAAGAAAGCCGAAUUGUCCUAAAGAUGUUAGCCUUUUCUGAGAGGAGCGUUCUUCUUUGAUAUAUUUGAGUCUAAUCAAAAGAAAUAGUAGGAGUUCCAGAAGACACAGUGAAUAAUUGGAAUACAUGCUUAUCUCCAGAUCCGUAUCUUGGGCGUCCUAACAUUUAGUCACAGUAGGACUGAUGUUAAUCUUUGUUAAUUUCCUACUGCCUGGAGACUACAUGUCAGAAGUGACGGAGGACUACUCAGUACUGCUAAAGCCCAACUGUGACUCUAAUCUUAAAAUAUAAAUGGUGGGAAUACUUAAUUGCAAAGAAAAUGGACCAUACUUACAAUGUUCGUCAACUCAUAAGGUACAGAUAUGUACCUGAGUUGUGAAAAGGUUUUGAAGAUAUAAAAAGGAGCCUAAAUGAUAUAGCAGGAUGGUAGACAUGUUUUUUUUUCCUUGGAGACCAUAUUUUGGAUCUAUAUAGCUUUUGUAGACAGUAAAACCAGUAAUUUUCCAAGAUGAUUCCUUUUAAGUAUGAUUUCAGGCAAUUUCUUACCUACCUAGAAUAUUUGGCAUAUCUCAGAGAUAUUAAAGAUCUAUACAAGUGUUGGAAGUUUUGAUCUUGUAUAAUAUUUAAUGAAUCACCAAGCUUUAUUUAUUAGAUAUGUUGAGUGCUAAGUUUCUUCCUGCCACUUUUGCUACCACUGCCAGAUAAUUUGUAACCCGGUCGCACAUUACUAAGUAAUAAAAUUUUAACUAAUUUAUUGAGUUUGCACUUAA